UAUCAGACUGGUAUAUGGGAUCAAGACAAGCUUGCCCAAUGUUUUUUUAUCAGCGGUGCUGUCGAUCUCUUGCGGGGUUUACAGUAGAAAUUGUUGUAAUUUCUUGUUUGUAAACUACCUGUAUUAGGCCUACGUACUUCUUUUCUCCUCAGGUGUUUGAGAGUGAUGCCCAGCGAUGCCGACCGACCAGACUAACCUCAAGAAGGCCAGCAAGCAGCGUUUGUCCAUCCGACGCAGCAUGCGGGACAGUGAGGCCGCUGCCAGACAGAGAGGCUCGGACGCAGGGGACAGCAUCCUUCCCCAGGUCUACCGGGCCCGCCUCUUCAAGCUGUUUGGGCAAAUAGAGCAUGAAUUUGAGGGGCUGUAUGCUGAGAACCUUCAGUUGCAGGACAAAGUGGAAACAUUGACAGAAAAGCUGGAGGUUCUGCAGAGUGGCAAAGUUCCAGUAGUUGAAGGAGCUGAUGGCAUGGAUGGGGGUACUCGUGCAAGUGUCAAGAGCAGAGCAUCCAGUCAGUUGUCCAGUCUGAUUCUGAAGCCCAAGCACAAGCCAACCACAGGCAAGAAUGUAUUCAGCUUCAAAGGAGCGAGCACCUCAGGCUGUCAGCUGGUGCGUCACUUCAGGGGUCAUCGCGAUGGUGUUUGGGAGGUCAGCCUGUCCAGAGGGGAGACACCAUUGCUUGGAACAGCCUGUGCAGAUCGAACAGCAAGACUGUGGUGCAUUGAGACAGGAGCAUGCGCCCUUGAAUAUGUCGGCCAUCUUGGAUCUGUUAACUCCAUUCGGUUCCACCCUACAGAGUCACUGGUCCUUACAAGUUCAGGUGACUGCACAGCCCAUGUUUGGAAGUCCACUGUGACAUUACCCCAGCCCACUCCGGCUUCCGAUGUCAGUCAGAAAUCAUGCCCAUCUUCAGGUGAUGAUGUUGAUGGAUCUGAUAAAGAGGAACCUGAUGGUGUUGAGAAUGAAAACAUUGUCUACGUGAAGUCGCCGCAGGCGCAGCUGGAGGGCCACUCGGGGGCGAUCAUCUCGGCCGAUUGGCUGGCUGGCGGCAAGCAGCUGGUGACAGCAUCGUGGGACAGGACAGCCAACCUGUACGACGUGGACACCGGUGCUAUAGUACACACCCUCACAGGCCAUGACCAAGAAUUGACCCACUGCUGUGCAUCUCCGUCCCAGAAGCUGGUGGUGACCUCCUCCGCUGACACCACGUUUAGACUGUGGGACUUCAGGGAUCCCAGCAUUCAUUCUGUCAACGUCUUCCAGGGACAUACUGAUGCUGUUACAUCGGCAGCAUUUGCAUCAGGCGACAAAGUCGUAAGCGGCUCAGAUGACCGAUCGGCCAAAGUCUGGGAUCUGAAAAACAUGAGAACGCCCAUCGCUAUGAUCCGAUCGGAUGCAGGGAUCAACAGGCUUUCCGUCUCCGCAACCAACAACGUGAUUGCCAUUCCACACGAUAACAGACAUAUCCGUCUGUAUGACCUGAAUGGCGUGCGCCUGGCCCGGAUGCCACGAAACAACAGACAGGGACACCAUCGUAUGGUCUGCUGCACUGCUUGGAAUGAUGAAGCAGCCUCCUGCAAUCUCUUUAGUUGUGGCUUCGACCGACAGGUCAUUGGAUGGAAGGUCGGUAUUCUUGCCUCUUAAUAACUUGGAAGGUGUCCAAUCAGAAGACAUUGUCCAGUGAACUCAUGAUCUGUCAAGCCUACAGUUUGCUUGGUGGUUGUUGGACGGGAAAUUUGUUGGUGUAGCUUGAAUGGUGAUUGACCAAAGAAAAAUGUAGAUCCUAAAUGUGAUCAACCAAUUAUUAGUGGGAAAGGUUGUUAUAGCAAGUAAUACUGACCAAUAACCGAGUAGUGUUGACCGGCUAUGCAGGUCCAUUUGCACAGGUUGUUGAAAAAUUCACCAUUUGGCCAAUUAGCAAAAAGACCCUUCAGUAUAACUGACUAAUUAGUUCACAUCUUGUAGCUUUGAUUGUCCAAUGAGGAAGAAGCUUGAAUAGAUGAGGUUUCAAUUAGCCAUCUAAGUAAUUAGAAUCAGCAUAAAUGACGAAUCACUUCACAUCUUAUAACUUUGAUUGUCCUAUGAGGAAGCAGCAUAGAUAGUCGGGUUGUUGAUCAGCAGUCUAAAGUGGUCAGGUGCAAGUGGUAAUACAAAGCUUUAUGUUCUGGAGAUGAGCAAAAGCUUGAAAUUAAUGUGUAUUGUGCCCAAACUUUUGCCAUUCAGUGAAAGAGUAAUGCCAUUGUAUGGAGAUGUAUUGUGUUGGAUAUAUUAUUGAAUGAUCAUGGAAGGACAUCUGCAUUUCAGGUUUUUAUUGGGUGGGAAAAAUGUUGGGAUUGUGGUUUCCUUACAAAUUUUAGUAUGCUGUUGACUUUUACCAUUUCCAAAGUGAGCGUUCUUGAAUAUUGAAAUCUUCCUGAAAUUUGACUGCAAAGCUUCGUAUGUAUGUACAUGUAUUCUGUUUUGCCUAGUGCAGCUUGUAUGUGCUUUACUGUUUUAAGUUGAAAAGUUAACCCGCACAAUAUACAUGUAUUUCAAUACAAAACAGAGGAAGCAAGUGCUUCCAAGCAAUAUUCCUAAUAUCCGAUGACCAACUUUGAAAAACCUGGCAAAAUUGUUACGACACGAAUCACAGUUCAGCACUGAGAAUUUUCUGAAAUGCUCAUGCAAAGAACCCCUUGCUGUUUUUUUUUUAUUUAUGAAAGGAAUUCUCGUCAAGUAAACUUUAGGAUGAGAAUAAUCGACCUCUGUACUGAUGAUGCCACACGGUGUUUAUGUAUGUGCUUUCCUGCAGUGCUCAGUGGACCGUGAGCCCCCACUGGCUCUGUUGGAAAGUGCACGUGUGAACAAAGUGUGAGGUCAUCGUAAAUAGGCCUUUCAAAGAUACCAUCACUGCCUUGGCGGCCCGGUAAUGAGAACUACCAAGCGACGGUAUGAAUUGCUUCACAUUCAUCAAAUGUCAUGCCAUCCAAGGGUUAUGGGAUCGGGGUUAGAAGCAUAUGCAACCAACUUCCUCACAGAGUAAAUAAAACCUGUUCUUGCCUCAGUGUCUUUUUCAAAGUUGGUAAAACCCAUUAUGAAGAGUAUUAUUUCCAAGAAUGUCCUAUUGAUGUAUACUGUUGCGUGUUGUAAGACAGUCCGCUGAGGUUGGUCACUCAAAAGAAUUAUUUUAAUAGCAACUCUGCCUACACAUUUAAAAGGCAGCCCUAUAAACCCAAUUAGAUGCAAGUUUCAUUUCAUGAAAUCUUGCUGGAAUAGCAUGGUUAUGGUGCAUGUGUAUUCUUAGUGUGCAGAAUUCGUGCAGAAAAUCUGGUAACAUUAGAAUAAGACAAAAAGUUUAGAUCUACGUGUACAAGUGGAACGAGAUGAAGGAAAAAGGCAAAGUACGUUUUUGAAGUCCUGUAGCUCAGGAAGGCCAACUUUUCUUAAAUUGAAGGAAAGAAUGGUAAUUUUUAUUGUUUAUCGAGCACUCUCUGUCAAAUACAUAUGAACAUGUAUGUGUAUUAUACACCAGUGGCUUGGAAUAAGAAUAUUUUUAUUUUUCUGUUGCUUUUGUUGCAAGCCAAGGAGAAAUAAUAACUUUCAUGUAGUAAUCGAUUUGAAUUUAUUGUGCAGAAAAACACAUACAGAAGCCCCAAAUGUAGUCUUUCCUUUUUCAUUUGGCAUUUCCUGUUAAUGGGGUUGAAGGUAUCUUUCCGAGUUAUUAAAAUGAAUUGUACAUUAAGCAAAUCAUUUGCAGCAUUGUGAUCUUAAAAUAUUCUUCCACCUACAGCAACGUAUUUGAAAUAUUUGACACCAAAAAUGUAAAGCACUUACCGUGAUGGGGACUGAGAAACCAGGCCAGGGGUGCAGGAAUUGAAGAAAAAAAACCCUGAAUACCCUGUGCAGAUAUACGUCCAGUAAAUUGGCUAUUCUGUUAGUUCUGAGCAAGGUUGGAGGUACUAUCCCUCCCCCACAUAGAGGUACUUUGUCUUUUUUGAGAAAGAUUCUGCUAGGAUCGCAACGUCAGGCCUGGUAUCUCAUAUUUUGAGAUUUUUUUUAAUAUGAGAGAACCAUUUUUGUGGACCAUUCGAUUGCCUGUUUUCUCCAAGCACAUUCGUAUCUCAGAACAGUUUCAUUAAAAAUCUCUGUUUGUUUCUUGUACAUUGUGUAGAACUGUAGUGAACAGGUGGAGAGGUUCGGGUAAGACAUCUUUAAGUAUUAGAGGACUUUUUGGGCCAGGGCUGAGUCACAAAAUGUAAAGGAACAUCCAAAGAAAGUGUGAGCAAAAAAUUUAGGUUGAAAAAGAUUCCACAGUGUAAGUGAAAUCAUUCCCCCCCCCUUUUUGUUUCAACUGCAUGAACACAUGAAGUCUUUUUCAAAAUCAAAAGGCUUGCAAUUUGUUACAAAUGAGGUUUUCAUUUAAAUGAGGUCUUUUUUCUAUUCGAUUUUCCAAUUCCAACCUUGGCCAGGUUUUCUCAAAACCAGUCAGAAUUUCUUUGGUGUACAUAGUGAAAAACUUUAUUACUGUAUAUACGGUGAAUAAAUUAAUCUAUAAUGAAGGUAUGCAAAAAAAAUCUGUCUAUUUAGAUUUAACUGCUGAGUGCACAUUUAAAAGAACUUAUUUUGUGGCCUUUAAUAUACUAUACAGGAUUUGAUGUUAGAAUAGCUCUGUCACCUCAACGCUAAUGCGAAAAUAUGCUGUUUCAGCUGCUUUGAUAAUUGUUGUUUCUAUUAAAGAUACUUGGACAAACUAGA
Acanthaster planci (crown-of-thorns starfish) is the source of this 4732-nucleotide messenger RNA. RefSeq names its product WD repeat-containing protein 37-like. The record is from RefSeq and is a predicted model, not a curated record. Gene Ontology annotation, molecular function: protein binding. NCBI's taxonomy places the organism in Eukaryota, Metazoa, Echinodermata, Asteroidea, Valvatida, Acanthasteridae.